AUGCUUCAGAAUCCCUUCCUCAAGGGCGCAUUGCCAUGCGAGCCCUUUUGUUGCACGAAGCCCAGGCGCUCGUUUGUUUGGCCAUCCUGGCCUCAAUUCUUGAGUGGAACUUGCCCUUGGAGCUUCCCACGCUUGAGCCUCGUCGCCUUGAACUGGAGAUGCUGGCGGUGCUGCAAGCAGGGGAAGCGCGAGUGGAGGGUUUUGAAAGCAGCACCGACCGAGCUUCCACGAGAGGGGACACAGCAAGGGCGCUUCGAAACCGGCCUGCUUCAAGCUUGGCACAAAUGUGCUUCUCCAAGGCCGGAAGUCAAAGAAAUCAAGGAAUGCCUGGCAUUUCACCGUUGCACUCGACGGUUGCUGGGAGAUAAUGAGCUGCUGGUGGAUGCUGCGGGCGGUCACGGAGGUAUUGCAUUGGCCUUUCUCGCGAGCGGUCGCAUCAAGCAGGCCAUCGUGGCAGACAUCUAUCAGCCGCGAGGUUACUCCAACCUUCGAGCAGCAUGGGCUCCUGAGGCAAAAAUCGAGCAUCGGCACGUGGAUCUGCGAACUGCAGGCUGGCUGCGAACGUUGAUGGAAGAAGCUGGCGUCGAAGCUUCUCAAACCGUGGUCACGGCGUGUCACGCCUGUGGAGUUCUUGCCGAUGAGCUGAUUCACGAGUGUUUGCAAGCAGAAGUUAGCUUCGCCGUCGUGCCAUGUUGCCAUGGUGAGAAGGGAGCACGUGGAGAAAUGCUGCGGGAGCUGGCCAAGGAAUAUCAGAUGGACCGUGGACUUGCCUACGACAUGCUGCGCUUGGGAGCGAUCGAUGCAGCGCCGGGUUACAUCGCCCGGCUGAGACGAAUCGAUGCGGCCUGGCUCUUGGCAGAGCACAGCGGGUCACAGCAGACAUGCUGGCUCAACAGACGCAAGGCCAUCACACCGAAGAAUCGCAUCCUGUUGGGGCUGCGCAAGCCCGAGGAGGCAUUGUUCGGUGCGGACAUCUGCAGCAUCAGACAAUCUGUGAGCAUCUAUCGUAGGCCCAAAAACGACGAGAGCAGCGUCGCGCCAACCUUGAUCGGCUUGCCCAAACUGCUGAGUCACUUCGCAGCAGGACCUGCCGUUUCUCGAACAGGCAAAGCCACAGAAGCCAAUACGGCGUGCAUUAUGAACAUCUGUGCAGGAGCCAGCGAAGCAUCUUGA
This is a messenger RNA of Symbiodinium sp. CCMP2456, 1173 nucleotides long. NCBI's taxonomy places the organism in Eukaryota, Dinophyceae, Suessiales, Symbiodiniaceae. The record is from the annotation of a GenBank genome assembly.